AUGAAUCUCGUAGCUCAAGGACAAAUGGUCAAGUUUGAGUCUAAGAUUGGCCUUCUAGACUCCAAAGGUGAUUUUACAUACCCGCAGAUAAUGGACCUUGCUUUAUUUCAGAGGAAACGUCAGUCUCAAGGCACUUGUGACUUUGCCCACACAACAAUUGUCUCAGCAUCUAAUUCCAGUGAGUCUCUCACUAACCUCUCUGUAUUUAUUCAUUAA
Molecule: messenger RNA, 216 nt
Organism: Arabis nemorensis
Lineage: Eukaryota; Viridiplantae; Streptophyta; Magnoliopsida; Brassicales; Brassicaceae
Source: the annotation of a GenBank genome assembly